Molecule: messenger RNA, 619 nt
Organism: Tribolium madens (black flour beetle)
Lineage: Eukaryota; Metazoa; Arthropoda; Insecta; Coleoptera; Tenebrionidae
Gene: Bin1
Product: histone deacetylase complex subunit SAP18
Exons: 2
Coding region: 105-584 (159 amino acids)
Biological process (GO): negative regulation of DNA-templated transcription
Cellular component (GO): nucleus
Molecular function (GO): transcription factor binding; transcription corepressor activity
Source: RefSeq, a predicted model, not a curated record
CGAUAGUGGUUUUGUAACUUAGCGCCCUCUAUCAAGUGUAAACAAGUCAAGUUUAACCUGCUAAUUUUUCCAAAAAAACGCAUUUAUUUAUUAAAAACCCCACGAUGGCAUCCGUGGAUGUCGUAAUUGAGGAGAAAAAAGACGAUGCUGUGGACCGCCAAAAGGUUUGUCCGUUUCUUUUACGUGUUUUUGUCUCAUCGAAUGGUUACCAUCACAAACCCACCGAUUAUAAUAAAGGAAAUACGCCUCAGAAUGAGUUACAAAUCUAUACUUGGAGAGAUGCAACUCUUCACGAAAUGACACAACUUGUGAAAGAAGUGAAUCCUGAAGCUAGGAGAAAAGGGACAAAGUUUAGUUUUUCGCUCGUUUUUCCCGAUAUGAGAGUCCCGAUUUAUCGUAUGAGGGAAAUUGGCACGACCACAACUGGGAUUAAAGGACCAGAUGAUUUGAAAACUUUAAGUCAAGCCAGAUUUGCGAUUGGGGAUUAUAUGGAUAUUGCAAUCACUCCGGCGGAUUCAUGGAACACAGGGGGGCGCAAGGGGUACUCCCAAAACUAUAACAAUCAUCGUCAAAGACCAUACUAGUUGUAAUUUUAAAUAAAACAAAUCUGUAUUUUUUA